AAAUGAGCUCCUGGAUUGUAUGUUGUCUGUUGCAAGGGAGCAAAUAAUUAAAGAAGCUCAAAAGAGUGUUUUUGUAUCAAUCCAGGCAGAUGAGACAACAGAUAUUUCAACACAGACCCAACUUGUGCUUGUACUACGCUACAUUGAUGACAAACACAGUGUGCAGGAAAGUUUUUUUGAUUUCAUUCCUCUGCAGUCAUCUACUUCUGAGUCCAUUGCUACUGCAUUAAAAGAGCGUCUUGCUGCCAUCAUUCCUGAGGAUCAGAAAAGCAAGCUAAUCUGCCAGGCAUAUGAUGGAGCCAGUGUGAUGAGGGGUGCCAAUGCAGGUGUUCAGAGGAAAAUCAAAGAUGAGUACCCAAAUGCCCACUAUAUCCACUGCUAUGCACACCAACUCAACCUGAUCAUGCAACAGGCCACCUCUCACAUUUCCAAGGUGAGAAUUUUUUUUUCUGACCUGGGUGGAUUUGCCAGCUUUUUUUCCAGAUCACCCAAGCGUACAGCUGUUCUUGCUAAAAUGGUGGCCCAUAGACUGCCAACAUCCAGCAAUGUCAGAUGGAACUUUCACAGCCGAGCCGUCAACACUGUGUUUGAGCACAGACAGGAUCUCAUUCAGUGUUUUGAGAACAUACGCGACUCGGGUGACUUUGACCCCAAAACCAUGAGAGAGGCAGGAGGCAUGGCCAUGCUGCUGGAACAUCAGGAUUUUAAGUUCUUUCUGGAACUUUUUCACCACAUCAUGCCACAUGUGGACCUCCUCUAUGCCAAGCUCCAGAAGAAGAACAUAGAUGCAGUCCACAUCAAAGGGAGCAUCCAGCAGUUUGAACAGGACAUACAAAUCAUCAGAAAUUCUCGCCAUUCCAUGGGUGAGCAAAGCAGUGGUUCUCUGACAUCAAAGAGGCGUCGGGUACUCAGUUCAGAGGAUCGUCAAAAUGUUGCAGAAGAGAUCUGCAACACCAUUCUGGGACACACCAGGGAGCGCUUCUCCUUCACCGACCAUCUUGUCUGUGCAACCUUGCUGCAGGGGGACAGGUUUGAGGACCAUCAGGGGGCAUUUCCUGAAGAGACACUACAAAGCACGCUGAAGGCCUACAAAAUGCUGAAUGGAAGCAAACUGAAGACAGAGCUCAGUCUCAUCUACAGCAAAGUAGAGUUCAGAGCCUGUUGUGGUGCAGUGGACCUGUUCCAGCUGUUCAUGGAAAACAAUCUUGAAGAUGUCUUUUCAGAAACUGUCACUCUCUUAAAGAUCCUCAUCACCACACCCAUGACCACAGCUGAAGCAGAGAGGUGCUUCUCAACCUUGAAAAGAGUGAAAACCUUCCUCAGAAACACCAUGACCCAGGAGAGGCUGAAUGCACUGGCCAUGCUCUCCAUGGAAAAUAGACUUGUUUGUGAAAUGACAGAUUUCAAUCAGAAAGUCAUUGAAAAAUUUGCUGGCCUGAAGGAGAGGAGAGCAAAAUUUAUGUUCAAGUAGUUUAUUGUUGUGUUGUAAUCCCCGCCCGCCAGUGCGCCCCCCCAGAUUUUUUUAGCACCAGCCGCCACUGG
Molecule: messenger RNA, 1542 nt
Organism: Gadus macrocephalus (Pacific cod)
Lineage: Eukaryota; Metazoa; Chordata; Actinopteri; Gadiformes; Gadidae
Product: zinc finger MYM-type protein 1-like
Exons: 3
Coding region: 20-1471 (483 amino acids)
Molecular function (GO): protein dimerization activity
Source: RefSeq, a predicted model, not a curated record